Aspergillus affinis is the source of this 1560-nucleotide messenger RNA. Its product is annotated as cytochrome P450. Gene Ontology annotation, molecular function: heme binding; oxidoreductase activity, acting on paired donors, with incorporation or reduction of molecular oxygen; monooxygenase activity. The record is from RefSeq and is a predicted model, not a curated record. NCBI's taxonomy places the organism in Eukaryota, Fungi, Ascomycota, Eurotiomycetes, Eurotiales, Aspergillaceae. The coding region runs from base 1 to 1560 and encodes 519 amino acids. The transcript has 4 exons.
AUGGGAUUCACCCACGAUCUGGUAGUUUUGCUACAACCAUGCACUGAGUCGUUUCUCAGGGCCACGGGGUCAUUUGCCGUUCUUGGUUUGGUCUAUUUUCUGAUUCUGGGCGCAUAUCGUCUGACGCUGCACCCGCUCGCCAAGUUCCCAGGCCCUAAACUGGCAGCCUUCACGCAGUGGUAUGAAACGUAUUAUGAGUUCUUCAAGCAACCAGGGGGGCAGUUUCUUUUCCAUUAUCGCAAACUUCAUGAGGAAUAUGGCCCCAUUGUCCGUAUUAGCCCCUUCGAAGUUCACAUCCAAGACUCGGCUUUCUUCGAGGAAAUGUUCUCUCAAUCCCAUCAGUGGGAUAAGCUGAAACACCUCGAACAUCGAUUCAACAACGCUACUGGCACAUUCCCGACUCCCGAGCAUGAGGCCCAUCGACACAGACGCGCAGCUUUAAACCCCUUUUUCUCGAAGCGAGCAAUCACUGGUGCGGCACAGAUGAUGCAGGAACAACUUGGAAACCUAUGCUUGCGUCUUCGUCGGGAGUAUCAAGGGACUGGGAAGGUCUUGCGCCUCGAUUGGAUGUGGGGAUGCAUUGCGUCAGAUAUCAUUGUUCGAUAUUGUUUCGAUCGCGGAUACGGCUUCUUGGAGGCUCCAGACUUCAGCUCGCCCUUCAUCCAGGCACUAUUUGACUUGCUGGACGGUGUUCACUUGGUGACACAAUUUCCAUGGGUUGCGACAAUAUUCAAUGCGCUACCGGAAAAAGUGGCGGAAGCGUUGCAACCAGGGCUUAAGUCGGUGAACCACUACAACAAGGAGAUGAGAAAUCAAAUUGCCGACAUUCUUGACAGUGCAGCAACCUCCAAAACCUCGGACAAGAAAACCGUGUUCAAUGCGCUGCUUGAAUCUGAUCUACCACCGCAGGAGGUCACUCUCGAUCGCCUCCAGCACGAAGCAAUCACCGUAAUUGGGGCUGGCUUUGAGACAACGAAAUAUGCCCUGACAGUGGCAAGCUUUCAUAUUAUCAACAUCCCUUCUGUCUACCAGCGCCUACGUCAGGAACUUGAUGUGGCCAUCCCAGAUCCCAAUCACAUCCCGUCACUGAGCGAGUUGGAGAAACUCCCUUAUCUAACAGCCUGUAUUCAAGAAUGUGUCCGCCUCUCCUACGGCGUCUCGCAACGCGCUUCCCGCAUCUCCGACCACAUCACCCUCACCUAUAAAUCCUACGUUAUCCCCCCGGGCACGAUCAUUAGCAUGGACAACUACUCAGUCUCGCACGAUGAAAGUAUUUUCCCCGACUCAUUUACCUUCAGACCAGAGCGCUGGCUCGGCGACCCUCUGGCCCCAGACGGAAGAAAGCUCACCCGGUAUUUGGUCUCGUUUGGCCGUGGAACGCGCUCGUGUCUUGGAAUCAAUCUCGCGCACGCAGAGAUGUAUAUUGCGAUGGCGAAUAUAUAUCGGAACUUUGAGUUUGAGUUGUUCGAGACGGAUCGCAGUGCGGUUGAUAUCUACCGUGAUAUGUUUUUGCCACACGCGAAGCCGGGGACUCAAGGGGUUAGAGUGAGGGUGAGGUGA